UUGAGGAAAGUACUUAGUCACUUCAAAAUGGUGAGAAUCUUGGCAAAUGGGGAGAUUGUUCAAGAUGACGACCCUCGAGUAAGGGCAAGCACGCAACGUAGGGAUAAUAGUCCUCGCCAGGGAUUGUUUAACACGAUUGGAAAUAAUGGACCAGGACCACAGCAAGUUCCACAAGAUGGGGCAAGACAGGAGGGGCGAUCCCCUUUUACUGACUUUAAUCAGCAAUUGGUGAACAUGGGAUUCCCACGCUGGAAUCUUGGAAACCAGCCAGCGAUAACUGCAAACAUGGGAUUCUGGGAAAUGAAACAGGAAGAUAAAUCAGAAGUCUGCAGCUGUGAAUAA
This is a messenger RNA of Staurois parvus, 342 nucleotides long. The record is from the annotation of a GenBank genome assembly. Lineage: Eukaryota; Metazoa; Chordata; Amphibia; Anura; Ranidae.